This is a messenger RNA of Oikopleura dioica, 1470 nucleotides long. NCBI's taxonomy places the organism in Eukaryota, Metazoa, Chordata, Appendicularia, Copelata, Oikopleuridae. The record is from the annotation of a GenBank genome assembly.
AUGUAUGAAACAAAUCAGAGAGAAACAUGCUCACAGUUAACGCAGCCGACAGAAAUUCCGGCCGAAGCAGAUGGAAAUUACGUUGUCGAAGUAAUCAAAAAUAACAGAAAGAAGCAUUUAAUAAAGACCAAUUUGUACAGACCCCACAAAUCACCUCCAAAACCAGAAAACCUCUUUCCAAAAGUGCCUGUAAUAGUAUGCAACACUGCCGAAGAAUUCUACUCCCAAGACCUCAAAAAUUUUUGCAUGCAUCCGAAGAACCCCGUCUCUAUUAUCCGAGGUGGAUGCAAAGCCGCUGGCAUAAACCUCGAAUAUUUCACGACGCGUUCGAUGGUAAAACGAGCGCCGAAUGCUCCGAUUGAAAUACGAAAGCAGACAGUCCAGUCGCCAGAUUUCAACGUUAACAAUGGAAAAGUGAUCUGGCUCUGCUCAUCGCCAAGAGAAUGGAAACCGCUGAGGACAUAUGCGCUGUAUCAGAGCCGUCUAUUCCGAGAAAAGAACGCUCAUGAAAAUCCAAACGUAAUCACUUAUGGUGAAGAUUUGGACUUUGGAACGAAUCUCGACUUGUCAGAUGAAAAGCUUUGGAAAGCAGAGCUAGAAGAGCUUGGAAAACUACCGUAUUGGAUUCAAUACAAGCACGAAAAGAACCUCCUAUCGUACGUCGGGCAGCCUGUUCUCGGUGUGAACACAGUUCAAGCUUAUAUAAAAGUGCCCGGAAGUAGGACUCCAGGGCACCAAGAAAAUCUAUGCACGUGUGCAGUGAACAUUAAUAUUGGACCAGGCGAUACCUCGUGGCUAAGUACGCCAGAAGAGUACUGGCCCGCGCUAGACGAGCUUUGCAAAAAGAAUCGUGUCAACUAUCUUGAGGACCCUUGGUGGCCGGCGAUCGACGAGCUCAUCGACGCUGGAAUACCCGUUCAUCGCUAUAUUCAACGACCUGGAGAUAUUGUAUUUCUGAACGCUGGAACACCGCAUUGGGUUCAAGCAGACGGUUUUUGCAACAACAUCGCCUGGAAUUGCUUGCCAAUGCAGAAAUUCCAUUUUGAUGUGGCUGUCGAACGCUACGAAUUAAAUUUGCAGCGCAAGUUCCAAAGUCUGGUGCCAAUGGAGAGAGUCACGUGGAACCUUGCUGCUGCUGGACUUGAAUUAGACUUCGAGAUGUUCGCUUCUGUUCGCUAUUUCCUCCAGCGAUCCAUGUUUACCCUCGCCAAUUCAGUAAAGUUCAUCAAAUCGAAAGGAAUAAAGAUAAUCCAGCAGGCCGAUGAUCAGCAGCUUCGCUUUUGUGAGGAUUGCGACUGCGAGCUUUACACACUGCUUUGGAUCAAAGACAGCGGAAACUCAGAUGAAGUAUCAGUGCCUUACUGCAAAGAUUGUGCCGAAUCAAAAGAGUACCAAAGCUGGGUGGUAGUGCAGCAAUACACCGUUCGCAAGCUUCAAAUAAUGUACGACAAGCUCAAGCUAAAAUGGUAA